Molecule: messenger RNA, 453 nt
Organism: Prunus armeniaca (apricot)
Lineage: Eukaryota; Viridiplantae; Streptophyta; Magnoliopsida; Rosales; Rosaceae
Source: the annotation of a GenBank genome assembly
AUGCUCCGAUCAAUUGUAUACCAGGACGCUUGUGUAGACGAAAGGCGGAGGAAUCGUGCUGAUAAGUAUGAUUUGAUGCUUAGAUUCCGUCCCUACCCAUCUUUAGUUGUGUUUGAAGUGUGGGAAGCAGUAGAAAGGAUGUCGAGCCGAUCAGACCUAUCUGACUCGCAAGAAAUGCCGAGCAGCAAGUCGGCGUUUAGAGAUGAUAUGAAAGAUGAGGAAGUGGUAGAACAGAUGUUUGAAGCAGCCGACCAGAUAGGUGAGGAUAUGCCUAUUAGGCUAGGUAGGAACUUUGAGUAUCGAGAGGUUGUUGAAAAAGGGGGUGAGGAGGAGUCGAGAGAGGGAAGGGAUGUGGCAAGAGCGGGCUCGGGUGAGUCAGAAGGAGGAGACAUGAGCACAAACGAGGCUGAAGAAGGAUGGUCAGCGGAUAAGCAUCUGAGCACAAUGACUUAA